Neoarthrinium moseri is the source of this 312-nucleotide messenger RNA. RefSeq lists its product as uncharacterized. The record is from RefSeq and is a predicted model, not a curated record. NCBI's taxonomy places the organism in Eukaryota, Fungi, Ascomycota, Sordariomycetes, Amphisphaeriales, Apiosporaceae. The transcript has a single exon. The coding region runs from base 1 to 312 and encodes 103 amino acids.
AUGGCACGCCGUCUCUGCGCUGGCCCAGGUCAGGUUGCCAGCGAAGGACGCCAGGUCGGAUUUGCCUCGGCGCUGGCCGAGAGGGGCGUUAGUCUGUUCACCAGGGUGAAGUAUGGCUUGCAUGGAUACUGCAAGAGGGUACUACGGGAGAAAGUGCUGAGCUCCCGGCUUCUCACACCAAGUGAUAGUCCGGCGCCUGGUAUUUGCGUUGAGAUUAUCUUGCGUACAGAUCCGGGGUUGGUUCUUGCCGAAGAGUUGCAUGCCAAGGGUAACGAUCGAAUACGAGCUUCGCAAUAUCCUCUCAGCAACUGA